This is a messenger RNA of Symbiodinium sp. CCMP2592, 576 nucleotides long. The record is from the annotation of a GenBank genome assembly. Lineage: Eukaryota; Dinophyceae; Suessiales; Symbiodiniaceae.
AUGGGCCUGGCAUGCGGCACAUCCAACCUCCCGCAAGCGACGAACGUCCCGACGAAGGAUCCGGAAGGCGAUGACAACUGGAAGGCUUUGCUGACGGCCACGAGUCCAGCUGCACCAGCUGAUCAACCUUCUGCAAAUCUUAGGGGUGAGAAGCAGCACCCCGGAGAAUCACCCACGCCAUUGGUAGAUGCCGGGGCAUCACCUGAUGAAGCCUAUGGGUUGUUGGAUGAGUAUGUUGAUGACUUGCUCGGCAUUCCUUGGCAAGACCGUCCAGUCGCCUGGAGUCGCCCUUCCUGGCAAGAGACAGCACGUGCCUCAGGCAUGUCCAUGCCCGAGAUGGUGAUGGAGGACGGAUCCCGAGGUCCAGCUUUGCAAACCCUUCCGCCGAGAGAGAACCUGCUCAGCACCGGGCCCGCGACAAGUUCUGGAGAACCUUUGCCGCCUGUGCCGGCCACGCCAUACUUGGCAGGAGUGCUUAACGGCUGGGCCGUGAUUGAUCGCAGUGCUGUGGACGCGAAAGUCGUCCGAGACAGCCCGGCACCGAAGCGGCGAGCGGAUAAGGCGCCUGCCGCUUGA